AAACAAUUCGCUGUUCCUUUGCUUUUGCCUUGCAAAGGAACGUGCGCCGAACGUCUUCUACUUCGCUGUCUCCUCUGUCGUCUCGACCUCUCCCUAAUCAAGAUGAGCGACGAAAUUACCAACAGCAGCAGCUCGCUGCCGGCGCCUGCUUCCCCGCUGGACAACGACGAUCUCCUCGAGGAGAUCCUUCUCCGUCUCCCGCCGAAGCAGUCCUCUCUCCGGCACGUCUCGGCAGUUUGCAAGCGCUGGCGAGGCCUCGUCGCCGAUCCCAGGUUCUUCUGCCGCUGGAAGCCACCCCUCCUUGGCGCCCUUGUGUGCGGCGACAAGGAGACCGUGUUCACCCCCAUCCUAGACCCUCCAGAGGGCACCCCUUUGGAGCGUUUUGACCUUGGACACUGCAGCAGGCGCCGCCAUUACUGUGUGCUCGAUUGCCGUCACAGCCGUGUCCUUGUCAAAGACUUGUGGCGGAAAGAAAUUGUUGUGUGUGAACCCAUUAGAGGUGAGCAACACCACGUGCCGAUUCCGCCAGCGUUCAACAGAACCAGUGGCCACCUAAACGGGGUGGUGCUUUGUGCCGCGGCGGCGCAUGACCACGUGCAUGGUAGCUGCCCGUCCAGCCCAUACAAGGUGGCAUUGAUGUCCAUGUACAAAACUGACCACAGACUCGUCGCAUGUGUUUACUCCUCUGAGACUGGUAUAUGGGGUAAAUACGUCUCCACAUCGGCUCCAUGUGCGAUUUUUAAUGCUCAUAUUGUUGGGACCCUAACUGGUAAUACCCUUCACUGGUUGUCCAUGAAAGAUCACAUACUUGAAUUUGAUUUGGAUAGACAGACCCUUGCAAUGAUCGAGGGGCCUCAAGGUCUGAAUGAUGAACCCCACAAACAUCGGAUCAUCAAGGCAGAGGACUGUGAUGUUGGUCUUUUCGUGUUAUCUGAAAAUAGCAUUCAAUUGUGGCAGAUGAAGGUCAAUUAUCAAGGUAUUACCACAUGGUUGUUGCGGAAUGACGCAAUUCUUGAGAUCUCUCCUCAGAUCAAGAGAAAUAAGGGACGACUGCUCGGGUAUGAUGAGGAUAUUGAAGCAAUAUUUUUACAUAUCCACGGGGGUGUCUAUAUGGUUCAACUUAAGUCAAUGCAAUGCAAGAAACUUGAUGAAUCCAGUCAUUAUACAAACUAUCGCUAUUAUCCUUUCAAGAGUUUUCAUGCACCAGGCAUAGCCAUUGCUGCUGGAUGUGAUGGUGCUGAAGUGCUGCACGGUGCAUUAUUGGGAUGACUGUUUCAUUUGCUUUGCUAAUGUACUGAAAUGCUUCAACAAGGGAAGGAAGGGUUAAUGAAUUUUCUCGCGUCGCACCGAUUGAGUUGGCAGUGUUCAUAUACUAUCAGGUCUACCGGCUGGUCCUUGUCCGUGACCAUGCAGCAACGCCAUGUGCCUUGGCAUUUCACCUGUGCCAACAAUUAAUGGAAGUUAGGACAAUGCGUGGGCCAGGCCAGCAACUGUCAUAGUGUUUGGCGUUUCUAUAUGAGAGAGAAACACCAUAAACCAUGACGUUUGUGAAAAGGGUCAAAUGAUGAAAUAAUUUCUGGGAGAGGUCAUUUUGUGCUGAAGUUUCCUGACAAGGUCAGAAUAGUGAUUUUGGCAAAAAAAAACUUACUGAAUGCAUGCCUUAGUCCAGCCGAGAUUCUAAUGUAGCACGCUGGUUUUGAGUACCAAAUCCAGGGAAUUUCAGCUUCCCCUAGUAAUAUAUAAAGUUGU
Molecule: messenger RNA, 1749 nt
Organism: Triticum aestivum (bread wheat)
Lineage: Eukaryota; Viridiplantae; Streptophyta; Magnoliopsida; Poales; Poaceae
Exons: 3
Coding region: 103-1269 (388 amino acids)
Molecular function (GO): protein binding
Source: RefSeq, a predicted model, not a curated record